This is a messenger RNA of Choloepus didactylus (southern two-toed sloth), 4921 nucleotides long. It is a transcript of the gene SLC35A3, whose product is annotated as solute carrier family 35 member A3. Lineage: Eukaryota; Metazoa; Chordata; Mammalia; Pilosa; Megalonychidae. The record is from RefSeq and is a predicted model, not a curated record. Gene Ontology annotation, biological process: pyrimidine nucleotide-sugar transmembrane transport. Gene Ontology annotation, molecular function: UDP-galactose transmembrane transporter activity. The coding region runs from base 146 to 1408 and encodes 420 amino acids. The transcript has 8 exons. Gene Ontology annotation, cellular component: Golgi membrane.
UCGCAGCUCCACAGUCCCGCAGAAGCCGGUGGCAGGAGCCACCGAUCCAGUUUUCCUCGUCCCCUAGGCAAAAAGCAGUGCCCCGAGAGGUAACGUGACGGUGAAGUCGGGACCUGUGGAGCAGCCCAAGUGCCACGCCUUCGGGAUGCAGCUGGCAAGUGCGGAGCUGGGGCCAACAAAGCAGAUCCGGGAACGUCGUUUACUUAGGCUCAGGCGGAAGCCGGAGCUUUUGGGGGACGGGACCGCGAAAACCCGGAAACGCCUGGACCGCGCCGGGCUGGCGGCGGCGGGAGCGGGUGGCGCUGCUGGUCAGCGGUCGCGGGGGACCCGGCGGGCUCGGCAGCCUGGGGCGCCCCGCGGAGCUGAGCCGCGGUCCCCAGUGCGCGCAGCCAGCCCAGCUGUUCGAGAGGCAAAUGAAGAUAAGACAAUGUCCGCCAACCUAAAAUACCUUUCCUUGGGAAUUUUGGUCUUUCAGACUACCAGUUUGGUUCUAACAAUGCGUUAUUCUAGGACUUUAAAAGAGGAGGGACCUCGUUAUCUAUCUUCUACUGCAGUGGUUAUUGCUGAACUUUUGAAGAUAAUGGCCUGCAUUUUACUAGUCUACAAAGACAGCAAAUGUAGUCUAAGAGCGCUGAAUCGAGUACUACAUGAUGAAAUUCUUAAUAAACCCAUGGAAACGCUUAAACUUGCUAUUCCAUCAGGAAUAUAUACUCUUCAGAAUAAUUUACUCUAUGUGGCACUGUCAAAUCUAGAUGCAGCUACUUAUCAGGUCACGUAUCAGUUGAAAAUUCUUACAACGGCAUUAUUUUCUGUGUCUAUGCUUGGUAAAAAAUUAGGUGUGUACCAGUGGUUGUCCCUAGUAAUUCUGAUGACAGGAGUUGCUUUUGUUCAGUGGCCUUCAGAUUCACAAGAACUUGAUUCUAAGGAACUCUCAGCUGGCUCUCAAUUUGUAGGACUCAUGGCAGUUCUUACAGCGUGUUUUUCAAGUGGCUUUGCUGGAGUUUACUUUGAGAAAAUUUUAAAAGAAACCAAGCAAUCUGUGUGGAUAAGAAACAUUCAGCUUGGUUUCUUUGGGAGUAUAUUUGGAUUAAUGGGUGUAUAUGUUUAUGACGGAGAAUUGGUAUCAAAGAAUGGAUUUUUUCAGGGAUAUAAUAGACUGACCUGGAUAGUAGUUGUUCUUCAGGCACUUGGAGGACUUGUAAUAGCUGCUGUUAUUAAGUAUGCAGAUAAUAUUUUAAAAGGAUUUGCAACUUCAUUAUCCAUAAUAUUAUCAACACUGAUAUCCUAUUUUUGGCUACAAGAUUUUGUGCCAACCAGUGUCUUUUUCCUUGGAGCCAUCCUUGUAAUAACAGCUACUUUCCUAUAUGGUUAUGAUCCUAAACCUACAGGAAAUCCCACUAAAGCAUAGCAGUUUACUAUCUUAAACUGGUUUUUCAAGAUGGUGCACUAGAAAUCUCAACAUUAAUCCUGCACAGAGGACUUCAUACAGAUUAUGUGAAGAUAUGCUGAAUCUGAUUAUAUUGUUCAGAUGGUCUGAAAUUAUAAAAGUUUAAGGAAAAAACAUGUAUAUAUGUAUUAAAAAAAUACCUAUUGCAUCUAGAAAUUAAAACUUGAAAGUAUUUCCAGGGGUUAGAAUACUUUAAUUAGAGAAAAGUCGAAAUCUGAGUUUAAAAAGAUUUUACCUUUUUGAUUGCUGCAGAAAUGUCCUAUGCACUCUUUGCAAAAGCACACAAAUGUCAGAUAUCAAUUUUUGCAAAUCAGAUAAAUUUAAUCUUAUUAAAUGUUUUUUUAUCUUACUCUUCUUGUACAGAUAUAUCAAAUCACACAGAAUAUUCAAAGUCUGAAAACUGUAAUUACACAUAAAGCUUUGAAGAAUUAGAAGUAUAUAUGAUUUGAAAAAACAUUUUCACAUGUCUAAGAUUUUUAUAUUUAUAUAAAAGAUCACUAAACAAAGGAUUGCUAAAUGUUACUUGUUAAAUUACAUAAAAAUUGAUAAAGUAACAUUCUAGUUUAACUUAUCAGAGAAUAAAAUUCAUAUUUAAAUUUAAUGUAGAGAGAUACAAACAUCUAUUUCUCCAUAUAUGUUUUAAGACCUUCUAGUGCUUCAAACCACUGAAAGCAAUUCAGUUGCUUCUGUGCUAGAUAGGAGCCAAUGACUUUUACACUAAUGGAGUUUUGCCCUUAAUCUCCUAAUUGUAUUUUUUUUCUGUAAAUCAGAUAAAUUUAACAUUAAAUUAAAUUUGUAUAUGUAUUAAUUUCCAUUAAAGUUUUAAAAUAUAACUUAAAGGACUAAAUGCUCACUUAAUGAUUUAAAAUAAAAUUUUUGUUAUCUAUAAAAUCUCCAUUUGGAGAACUUUGGAGUAUUAAGCCUAUAUUGUAUACAAGUAGGACAUUUUAAAUGAAAAUUUGGCUCAUUGAUCUCUAAAAACUUCCUUUAAUUCUACAGCUACUAACAACAACAAAAAUAGUAUAGAUGUUUGUGAGUUGAGACCAAGAUUACUUUUCUUGGAGACAUUCCAGGUUGCCAUGGUAUUACAUUAUUUUAAAUGAUACAAUACCUUUAAUUUCAAGGCUCCUCAGAAGAACUUUUGAGACUUCUCAUAAAGCCAGUUCCCCCCAGAAAUGCUCUUAUCACAUGUCUAGGAGGGGCUGAUGAAUCCUGAGUUUCCUUUCUGUAGCUCAACAAGAGCUGCUGGGAAGAAGCCACCACUCUGCUUUAAAAUAGUGGUUUCUUUUAAAUAGUUCGAUUAACACUGGAGUUGAGGUUGUAAAUUAUAAAUUAUUUAAUAAGUUAGUUAAUGGGAAAGAAAAUAUAUCAGAAAUGGGAAGAUGAAUUAGUGGGCAAAAAUGCUUUCUAAAAUUGGAAUAUAGGUUUAAAUUUAAUUGUUGAGUACAGGUAGAAUUAGUUAUUAAGUAUAAAGAAUAUUUUAUGUUUUCAUUUAUACUGUAUAUAUUUUUAAAGUCUCCUACUAGAUAUUAAAACUGUAAAAAUAGAAUUUGGCUCAAAAAUAUUAUGUUACAAACUGUUGGGUACUCUUGGCUAAUUAGAACGGUCUAUGUUACCUUGCUGAUGAAAACCUAGCCUCUACAGGAUGCAUGCUAAUCUAUUUUAUCCAGAAUUUUAGUGUUUAAAAUCACAGAACAUUUUAAAUCAAUUUAAUGGUGAUUCCAAUUUGGCAACAAGUAAACUUUCUGGUUGCCAGACUUAAAAUUUUCAAUGAUAACCAACUAGAGUAUUUGUUUAAUAACUUUUACCACAUUUAAAGCAUGGUAUUUUUAGACUGCAACAAACUCAGACUUUUAUAUCUUAUUACCUACUUUAAAUGCCAUGUAAAAUCUAAAUCUACAAGUGCAUAGAAUUUGCAACUAAAUAUAAGGAUUUUCAUUCAGCCACAUCGAAAUACUGCUUGGUUGCUUAUGUAUUAAUUCAGUGCAUAUUCACAAUUAAUUAAUUCAGUUUUAGUCUGCCCCUAUUUUAACACUUCAAAAACUGAGGCAAGUAAAUCAUUGGAUAUUAUACAUGCAAGUUACGGUGAUAAAUAAUACAUAUUUAGGUGUCCAAAAUAACAGGAUUCCUAACAAAGUUUAUAAAAAUCAAUGUGAGAAAGGACAAAAUAUUUUAAAGUAUAUUUUCAAAGCAAAUUUUUAUCAGGCAUAAUUUAAAAUUUGCUUUUCUAGUAGGUUCGAAAACGUUUGUUAUUAAAGAUUGGGCUGUGUAGUUCAUAAUUGUUAACUCAUGAAAAAAUAAAUAUAUUUGGGAAGGUAGACCUGUGGCCUGGAUCAUGUCAUAUACAAUGAUGCCAUUUUCUUAUGUGUAUGGCGUGUCUUAAUGACCUUUUGACCUCCAAAGGCCUUACUGUAUCAAUCUUUUAUAACGAUGAAUCUUUGAUUCUUUAAACUACUAUGCUUUUUACAACUAUUUUGUUCUUUGUGAAAAUGUACUGAUAUAGGCUAAUAAAAAUUAAGAACAUGGUAUUUUGGAAGAAAAGUUUGAAAUGCAACAAAUUGAUGUUUCAAUAGUAAUACCAAUUCUUUAAUAGUAAUUUUAGAGAAGUUGUAGGCUAUUUUAUGGUAGAAAACAUAGCUUAGAGAUGCAAAACUUAAAUGUUUACAUCAAUUUAUUUUGCAUGUCACAGAAUUUCACUGAAGGAAAGGUAGUUUGAUAUUUAACCUAGAUUCUGAGGAGAUAGAAUCUGAAAGGAACUUUGACUUUGUGCUCAUCAGUACACUUAGUGUAAUACUGACCAUUCUUAAGAAUGAUACACUUUUUCUACAUAUCAAAUUAUUGGACUUUUAAAGUGUCAUUGUAUAGUCAUUCAACUGAGUUUUGCUUUUUAACAGGGUUUAGUAUCACUCAUUUUAUUUACACUUUCAGUGUUGUGAUACUGUUUAAUUACAUAUGGAUGUAUGCUUUACAUAAAAAAGAUUUACAAAAGUUAUUUAUUUUGUAUUAAAAAUCAUCUUAAGAAUCUCCAGGAUAUGUAGCAUAUUUAAAGUAAUUAUAGGACCAAAGAAAAAGAACCAUAAUCAAAACCUGGUCCUAUGUGCCUUGCUUUACCAAAACCCUGCAUUUUCUGGAGGCUAUUAAUUACUGUAAUUCACAGCUUUGGACAUAUUGGCAAAAAUAAGUUUUAAGAAUACCUAUAAUUCAAUUUUUGGGUUUUCAACAUUUGUUCUUUAAAUCUGUUAUUUAAAUGAAAAUUAAAAUAGGUAUAUUAUACAAGCAUAAAUGAACACUACAUUUAAAUAAAGUGUGGUGCCAUUGUUCCAUCAUUGAGCUUUUCAAAACUUUAUUGUAUAAAGCUAUUUUUUUGUUUUUUGUUUGUUUCUUGUUACAAAAUAUAAUUUUCUGUGAUUAAAAAAUUUUUUUUUAAUGAUUUGAAUCCUGAAUUUGUCUAUGUAUUUCAUUUGUUUAGAAAAA